CACACAGCUGAGUCCAGCCAAUGGUCUAAUAUCGGUGUCGUCUCAGCUCCUGCAGUCGCUCUUCAGAUGCUGAGUCCGCCUUCUGAUCUCGGAGCGCUGUCGCGGUACUUUAAUGCCACAUGUGACGGUGACGUUACGUAGGUGGCAAGUCGGACAAAAUUAACCGGGAUACACUGUUUUAGUGUAAACAGAUUUAUAUUAGCCCGCGCAGUGCUACAGGUAGAGUGUCCUUGUUUUUCUCUUGUUUUCUUUCUGUUCAUUGAAAGUGAAACUCAUCUUCCUGUUCCGUUUGCGCGGGCUUUACGUUGUGGUUUUAUCUUGUCUGCUUUCUGUUUUGUUUUUUCUGGCUUUUGAAAACGUUGUCGAGCUCGUGUUCGUUCGGUAGAAUGGCAAAACCCAGUGUUUAUUUGGCUCAGGAUCAAUUCAGAUGUUCAGUCUGUCAGGAUCUACUGAAGGAUCCAGUGGCCAUUCCCUGUGGACACAGUUACUGUAUGAGCUGUAUUUCAGGCUACUGGGAUCAGGAUGAGCAGAAGGGAGUCUACAGCUGCCCUCAGUGCAGACAGACCUUCACUCAAAGACCUGCUUUAGGGAAAAACACCAUGCUGGCUGAAGUGGUGGAGAAUAUCAGGAAGAGAAAACUACAAGCUGCUCGUCCUGCUCAGUGUUACUCUGAAUCUUUAGAUGUGGAGUGUGAUGUUUGUACUGGGAGAAAAUAUAAAGCUGUUAAAUCUUGUCUGGUGUGUCUGGAAUCUUACUGUCUGAUUCACUUUGAACAACACGAGGAAAUUCACCCUGGAAAGCGUCACAAAGUGACUGAUGCCACUGGACGACUGCAGGAGAUGAUCUGCCCUCAACAUGACAGACUACUAGAAAUGUACUGCAGGACUGACCAGCGCUGUAUUUGCAUGCUGUGCUUGAUGAAUGAACACAAAACCCAUGAAACUGUGUUACCAGCUGAAGAGAGAGCAGAGAAACAGAAACACUUGAAAGAGAGCCAGAGCAAACUCCAGCAGAGAAUCCAGGAGAGACAGAAGGAGUGUGAGGAGCUGAGAGUGUCUCUAGAGACUCACAAGCGCUCUGUACAGGCAGCAGUGGAGGACACUGAGUCGAUGUUUAAUGAGCUCAUCCAGUUCAUUGAGAGAACCUGCUGUGAGGUAACACAAAUGAUCAGAGAUCAGGAAAAGGCUGCAGUAAGUGGAGCUGAAGGACGACUGAAGCAACUGGAGCAGGAGAUUGAUGAUCUGAAGAGGAGAAACACUGAGCUGGAGCAGCUUUCAGGCACAGACCAUCACAUCUAUUUCCUCCAGAGUUUCCAGUCUCUCUCUGUUCCUCCUGGAGCUACAGACUCAUCCAGCAUCGGUUCUCCUCCCUCUUUUGGUGAUUUUCGAAAGAUGGUCUCACAGGUGAAAGAGAAACUACAGCAGGCUUUUAAAGAAGGACCAGGAAACAUAUCUGGGAUAGAGAAAUUGGAGGGAAGCAAUGAGUCUGAACAGCCAGGGUUACAGCAAUUGGUGUAUGAAACAACCAUUCAACCAACAUCUGUGGGGCGAUCUGAGAAACAACGCUAUACACAGGGACAACCUCGCUCCAUAGUGGACAAAGGUGCACUUCAUCCACAUGGUUCUUUGGUAACAUCAGUGAAAUAGUAGUCAUUGGGGUUGAUACCUGAACCUGUGGAUGAUGGUGGACAUCCUAUGGAAGAUGUUAUUUCCGUUUCUUUACAGAGGAUUCCACCUGUUAGACAAUUCAAAUUACCAGCCAGAGAUAAUAAUUAUCAUUUUGACCAUAAUGAUAAUUGACCAUAAUCAUAAUUCUCUCAAAUUCUCUCAAAUUAGAGGCAGAAUGUUGUUGAAUGUUGCCAGUGUAUGAUCUACUGACUACAUUCACCUGUGUACAGAAUUUUAAAGGACUCUUGAAAAUAGGUGUGCAACAUGAGAGCUUUUCACACUUAAAAUUUUUAAUCAUGGCUCAUCCUAAAACCUGGAUAAACUGAAUCCUGUUAUCUGUAAUCUCACACCGCUCAUUCUAUGCCUGGAGUUAACAAAUAAUCAUGGGGAUUGAUUGAAAGUCAUGUGAAGUGCUUUGAAAUGUACCUUUUUUUGACAGGGUGGGGCAGCUCCUGCCCCCAAAAAAACAGCCAAUAGUUUCUUUUUUUAUUUAAUCACAGCUCAGCCUAUGAGAGAGAGGCUGAGUUUAAUGAAAAGCAUCUCGAAGGGGGCGGGACAUGUCAGAUACUAGAGAGCAUUUGAUUUGGUGAGAAGAUUUGAUGAGAAACUAAAGUAUGGGCUGAUGUCAAAAAAUGUUGGUCUAUUUAGUUGAGUGACAGAAUGCAAGCUUGGGAUGUUUAUAUCCUCUAAAUGCAGUUUGUCUAUUUUUUUUUUUUUUUUGGAGUACACUACCUAAUAGAUAUACUUAAAAUUGACAUGCUCAUACUGACAUAUAAAAACUUUAUUUUAAUUCCACAAGACCUUUAACAUGCAUUUCACACUGUCAAUUCAUAAACCACAGGUUAACGUUCUUACACGCUUAUUUGCAGCAUCACCUGUUGAUUUCUGCAUCUUGUCAGUUAUGAAAAGUGUUUCAGCAUAGGUCUUUAACUGUUUUAAGCCUCACAAGAUGCACAAAAUGUACAACAAGAUGUACAUUUGGACUAGGAGCAAAGUUUGUCAUCUUACCUUCUCCUGAUCUCUCCAGUUUACAUGCUUUCCAUCUUUUAUUAUUUUUUUUAAUGACUGACUGCUGUUUACAUGAUGCACAUUUAUUUGCGUGACAUGAACCUUGCUGCUGAGUUUCUGAUUUUGCCAAGCAUGCAGCAGUAACAACAAACACUACUCCAUUUCACAUUGACCAAACUUAGCAUCGCAGUGCGGGGUUAACUCUGCAAAUUUGGUACUAACACUGCUCUAAAGCAGGGUUUUAUGAAUAAAAUGUGAUGUUACUUUCAAACUACAGGUGUGAACAAUGUUUUAGUCAAGGGUUAAAAGCAUAGAAUGAUGAUAACCCGGCAUUAAGCACACUGUGAAAAGUCCUAUAGAGGUGUGAGCUCUGAGGGAGUUAUUUAAUAAAGAGAGUCAAAUAAACUUAUGUGUCUUUUGCAUUUUCUAAAUGGACUCCAUGUGUGUAAGUGGAUGUGUUUUAUACUGCUUCCUGACAGUUAGGCUAAAUUUAUGCCCGUCUGUAGAGCCCUGCAUUGGCCUCAAAUUUACGCCGGCCCUAGCCAGAGUUGCUGGCUUUUGCCCGGCCUUUGUCUGCUCUGCUGAUCCCUUCUCUCAGUUUAGUUUACAUACUUUUCAGAUU
Molecule: messenger RNA, 3297 nt
Organism: Danio rerio (zebrafish)
Lineage: Eukaryota; Metazoa; Chordata; Actinopteri; Cypriniformes; Danionidae
Source: RefSeq, a predicted model, not a curated record